Branchiostoma floridae (Florida lancelet) is the source of this 2003-nucleotide messenger RNA. Its product is annotated as cathepsin L1-like. Gene Ontology annotation, molecular function: cysteine-type endopeptidase activity. The record is from RefSeq and is a predicted model, not a curated record. Gene Ontology annotation, cellular component: lysosome. Lineage: Eukaryota; Metazoa; Chordata; Leptocardii; Amphioxiformes; Branchiostomatidae. The coding region runs from base 208 to 1197 and encodes 329 amino acids. The transcript is spliced from 9 exons.
AUGGAAAUUUUCCCCUAUGCCCCCUCCCCGCUUGUAGUUUAGCGGAAGACUUCAUCCCUCCGCCUACACAGAUUUCUUUCCCACGUUGGACACACAAUACAAACUAGUACCGUACGACACCGCUCCAUUCUCAACUUUAGUUUCUGACUGACGACACGAAAAUUCUUCUGUUCCCGCACAUCAAACUGCUCACAAACAGCUACCAUCAUGUGGCGAUUCCUGACCGUCUGCGCUGCCAUGGUUUCAAUGGCGAUGGCACAAAACGCCCUCUGGGAGAACUACAAGGGGCGCUAUGGCCUGUCAUUUGAGGGAAAGGAAGAGAGCAGGAGGAUGGAGAUCUUCGAGAACAACACCAAGCUCAUCAACUUGCAUAACAAUGAAGCCGACCUUGGGAUGCACACCUACUGGCUGGGGCACAACCAAUUCGCCCAUAUGACCAACGACGAGUUUGUUGCCAAUGUCAUCGGCGGCUGCCUUCUGGACCGCAACGCCUCCAAGUCGACUGCUGAUCGCGUGCACCAGUACGACUCCAACCUGGUCGAGCUGCCGGACACCGUGGACUGGAGGACAAAGGGUUAUGUCACCCCUGUCAAGAACCAGGAACAGUGUGGUUCUUGUUGGGCAUUCAGCACGACUGGUUCGUUGGAGGGUCAGACCUUCAAGAAGACAGGCAAGCUGGUUUCCCUUAGCGAACAGAACCUGGUGGACUGUUCCGGCGAAUUCGGUAACCAGGGCUGUAACGGUGGACUGAUGGACGAUGCCUUCAAGUACAUCAAGGCUAACGGUGGCAUCGACACGGAGGACUCUUACCCGUACGAAGCAAGGGAUGGAAAGUGCCGAUUCAAGCCCGCCGACGUCGGCGCCACCGUUACCGGCUACACUGAUAUCUCGGAAGGAGACGAAGGAGCGCUGACGCAGGCUGUCGCUACAGUCGGACCCAUCUCCGUCGCCAUUGACGCCAGCCACCACACCUUCCAAAUGUACAGCCACGGCGUGUAUUACGAGCCCCAGUGCAGCAGCACCGAGCUGGACCAUGGCGUACUGGCGGUUGGAUAUGGUACCGAAGGCGGCAAAGACUACUGGCUUGUCAAGAACAGCUGGGGAGAAGUCUGGGGCCAGAAUGGCUACAUCAUGAUGUCCCGCAACAAGAACAACCAGUGUGGCAUCGCCACAUCGGCCAGCUACCCAUUAGUCUGAGCUGCACAAAGUACCGCCGCCACCCCACCCCCAAGACUCACCUAGUCGGUUUACUUUUAAGCAAGAAUCUAUUGUAAUUCCCUCUUCAUGUAAAAACAAGUCUUUAUCAUCAUAUAGACACGAUCUGGUUCCGUACAUUGUACGUUUAACUCAACAGUUAGAACUUUUUGACACAUCUGUGCAUGUGAAGUUCACUUGCAGAACUCUCUACAACCGAAACAGUCCACGACAUUUCUGAUAAGUUGUAUAAGAAAAUUCUUACCCCUUUCAACAGAAAAAAUACCAAUCAUGCAAAUUCUGGUUUCGUAACAACAUGUAUUCAUAUAUCGACGGUGCCAGGGGCCUUAAGUGGGGCGAGACAUGGUGAUACGUAUCCUCGCUAGCGACUGCGAGAGAAACCGUAGAAUUAUUUAUCUUCUCCUUCUUUUGGAAUGUAGUGUUGCUGAUUAUUUAUGUCGAUCCGCCAUCUUGUUGUGAAAUAAGUAAAAACAUUCCAAAUACUUUAGUCAUCCUAUCUCUGAAUAAUGUCAUCGUUUGUAGAAUCCAAGUACAAGCCAUGUACCACGCCUAGUCAUAAGUCAACAAAAUGCUUAUCUGUAAACAAAUAUGUCCUAAAACAUUUGGUUAUUGCCAUAAACUCUAUAUUAUAAUCAUACAGAGGAGUAAGCAAACAAUAACGCAAUGGCACAAACAAGUUAGCAAUGACACGAUAUGACGCCUUCUCUUUUAGUUUUUCAUCUUUUAUCUAUCAGUAGGAUAAAUGCAAUAAAAAUGCUUCACCGCAGUUCUGUGUCACUGGUGGUAUU